This is a messenger RNA of Closterium sp. Naga37s-1, 2880 nucleotides long. The record is from the annotation of a GenBank genome assembly. NCBI's taxonomy places the organism in Eukaryota, Viridiplantae, Streptophyta, Zygnematophyceae, Desmidiales, Closteriaceae.
AUGCCUGGCAAUUUCCCGUUCCCCGCUGGUCCCGGCGGUUGGUUCGUGCCUCCCUUCUCUCCCAUCGCCGCGUUUCCCGGUGCUUACGUGGCUGCCUUUCCAAGCAGUGAGACCAAGGCCGCUGCUUACGCGGAGGAGUCGGGUGACAAUCCACCCAAGGCCGUUCCUGCUUCUGCUUCCCCUUGUGCGUCUUCUGCGUCGAAUUCUCCUCCUUUUCCGUCUGCCAAGUCAGCCUCUCGUGCUGCUGCAUCUCCUGCUACCGCAGCCGCUGCUUCUGUCGCUGCUGCUGCUGCUGCUGCUUCUGCUGCCGCUGCUGUGUCUGCUGCGGCUUCUGCUGGUGCUGGCGUGGGUCGCACUACUGCACCAGGCAAUCCGGACGCAGCACCUACCGUUGCUGGCCCGUCUCACUUUCCCCCUCCUCACCUCCCCCAUCUGAGCCGCUUCGUCCCUCCCUACGUCCCCCCUUGCAUGGCCCCCUGGGCUCCUUACGCGCCCUGGCUGGAGCUGGUGGAGGUGGGAUCUCCGAAAAAGGCAGCUUCUGGCGAAGCUUCCGGGAAUGAAGAAGUGGAGGAGGUGGAGGGACGUGUGGGAGAGGACCGAGAGGACGCAGAGACGAAGGAUGACUUGAUUUUGGAGGCCCAAGGAUCGGAUGAGAUGGAGGGAGACGGAGAAAAAGGGGCAGCAGCAGCAGCAGCAGCAGCAGCGGGUGUCAACGCUCCGGGUGUGAAGGCGCAGACGGGAGCAAUCACGAAUGGGAAAGGCCUGGGGGGAGAGAUGCUCAGUGUUACAGCGGCGAACGGAGGUGGUAACAUCAACCCAGCCGCUGCUUACCCGCUCAUGCUCCCGUAUCCUCCUUACGCGGACCCCAGGGCCCUCCCAGGUUUCUUCUAUCCUGCGCAACCCGAAGCUGCAGUUCAGUUCUUCCCGCCUCCUCCUGCAGCAGCGUCCGGUGAUUCCCCAAUCCUACCGUGGAGCCUCGACCCGAUCCUGGGCGCGUAUCCAGGUGCGUGGGGUGCCGAGCCUGGGUCCAGCGCAUAUGCAGGAUUGCCUGCUCCAACGGAAAUUGCUGCAGAUUUUUCCUCCCUCCCUCCGGGUAUUGCAGCCUCUCAAGGGGCUGUAGCACCUGAGGCGGUUCCUGCGGCACCUGAGGCGGUUCCUGCGGCACCUGAGGCGGUUCCUGCAGCACCUGAGACGGUUCCUGCGGCACCUGACACCGAGCCUCCUGAGCUGCCGAGGCAACUGGACGACCCAACCACAGCAACAGUCGCCGCCACCCGCAUCCAAUCCGCAUGGAGAGGCCACUCCCUCCGCCUCACCAAGCCUCUUGAAGUGGCUCGGGCCAUAGCUGAGGUUCGGCGGCUGGCUCGGGAGAUGGCAGAGAGGCUCGGUGAGGAGGGGUAUGCGGUCAAGGUGGCGUCCGAACCUAAGGAGAAGCUUCGGGUGAGUGAGACGAUCAUGAGCUGGCUGCUUCGGUUGGAUGCGCUGCUGUCGCCGAACCAGGAGGUCCGGGAGCUGCGCCGGGGAGUGGUUCGGGAGCUGACGAAGCUGCAGGAUCGGGUGGAUUCUUUGAAGCCCAGUGCUAUGGCUGCCGAACCUGUUGCUGUGCCUGCCGAACCUGGUGCGGGAAAAGCUGCUGAACCUACCCCACCCACCUCCGCGUGUCCCCAGUCCAGCGACGUUCCAGUCCCUGCUGAUCUGGAGCAGCUGCCACAGAAGAAGCAGCAGCAAGAGAAAGAGCAGCCGUCAUUGCACCAGCAGCAGCAGCAGCAGCAGCAGCAGCAGCAGCAAAUUCCUGCAGAGGCAGACAAGGGGAAAGAAGCAGCAGUUGCUACGAUGGCAGCAGCUGCAAGUACGCCUGUUAAAGCAGCGGGCAAGUCACAGAGCAAGCGGGGUGCUUCGCUUCCUUUCAAGAAAGGCUUUCUGCUUGGCGGGGAGCAGAAAGUUACUGCUGGGGACGUGCAGAAGGUUGAUGUGCAGUUUGGUGGGCGUGGGAGCGAGGGUCCUGAGGAGGUGCGAGUGGUGUUCUGCAGCAGUGAGGAGAAGGGGCGAGCUAGGAAAGAGGAGAGGGAGGGGGAGAGGAUUGAGGAGGAAAGGAAGGAGGAGUGGAAGGGGCAGAGGAAGGAGGAGGGGGAGGAGAAGGAGAAGGAAAUGAAAAAGGAGAGGAAGGAGGAGGAAACGAAGGGGGACGAGGAAGGUCACAAGGAGGGGAGAGGUAAGGCGAGCUGUACUGGAGAUGUGAGGAAUGUUGACGUGCAAUUUGGUGGGUGUGGGAGCGAGGGGCCUGAGGAGGUGAGAGUUGCAUUCUGCAGCAGUAGAGGGGGCAGCAGGGAUGAUGGGGUAGGGAGGUCAGAUGGGUCAGGCGGUGAGGAGAAAGGCGGGUCAGGCGGAGGGAGCGAGGGGCCUGAGGAGGUGAGAGUUGUAUUCUGCAGCAGUAGAGGGGGCAGCAGGGAGGGCGGGGCAGGCGGGUCAGGCGGGUCAGCAGGCUUGAGUGGUAAGGAGGGAGAGCGUAAUGUUCAUGGUUCAGGGGUGGUUGGUGUCAACGAGGAGAAGGGGAGCAGUGGGAAAGAGGGUGAGGUGAAGAACGUUGAGGAGAGGAAGCAGGAGAGGAAGGAGGAGAGGGAAGAGAAGGUUAAGGAGGGGAAAAAGGAGGGGAAAAAGGAGGAGAGGAAGGAGGAGAGGGUUCAGACGAAGGAGAAAAUUGCAGAUGGGAGGAAUCAGGUUGAUGAGGGCGUUCUUAAGGGAGGCAAGGGGAAGGAGAUCGAAGAGGGGAGGGGGAGAGAGGAGGACGAUGCCAAGAAAGGAGUCCCUGGAGCUAGCUUCAUUCCCCUGCACCCAUCUCCACUCCCCUCUACCUCCACCUUCCCUCAGCAACCCCUGUAA